Molecule: messenger RNA, 1438 nt
Organism: Macadamia integrifolia
Lineage: Eukaryota; Viridiplantae; Streptophyta; Magnoliopsida; Proteales; Proteaceae
Exons: 1
Coding region: 164-802 (212 amino acids)
Source: RefSeq, a predicted model, not a curated record
AACACUUCUUGAAAGAGGUCAAUUAGGUUAGUGAGUGAACUUUGAAGUAAUAUUGUUCGUCUCCCAACUUCCUCUCCUAUCUGCUGCUAUUUACAUAAUUAUCCUCCUCGAUCAUCAUCAUCAUCAUCAUCGGAAUAUUCAGCAAACCCCAUUUAUAUUAAAGAUGAAGAACAGAGCUUCGAUGUUCUUGAAGCAGCUCAUGUCUGUGUUGAGCUCGGUGGUGAAGGCCAAAUCCUUGGCUUUGAAGAACAAGACGAGCGCCAUGAAGAGUCGCCUCAUAAUCUUAUCUUUUUUGAAGAAUAAGAAGGUCUUGUUGUCUGCCAUCAAUCACAAGAUUAAUGCUUUGGUCGCUCAUCACCACCACCACCACCACCAAGGCAAUGAUCAUGACGUCGAACACGGGGGCGAUCAAAACAGCGGCAAUGCCAUUGUGCUCUACCAUGCUGUGCCCAACGAGUCGCAUCCGAGUUGUUCCGAGUUGGUGAAGGUGGGAGGAGAGGGGGACAUUGAUGGUCAUGAUCAGAAGGUGUACUACGACGACGACGACGACAAAUACCCGGAUCUGACGCACUCGUUGUUCGAGUCGGAGGAAGGGGAGGAUGAGCUGGAUCUGGGUGACCCGGUUGGAUCGGUGAUUGAUCUGGUGAGAAACCACCGCAACGAAGGCGGAGAGGAUUUUAAGCUUGAAGACCAGAUUGAUCAAGUUGCCGACCUGUUCAUCAUGAGAUUUCAUCGACAGAUGAAAAUGCAGAAGCAGGAGUCCUUCAAAAGGUAUCGAGAGAUGCUCGAGAGAAGCGUCUAGGAUUUUCUCUCUCUCUCUCGCUGUCCCUCUUUGAUCAUCUCAACUUCGAUGACAAACCUCAGCUUAAUAAUUACAUAAGUACGUAGCGCCGAGAUUGAAUAAAUCACUUAAUUAAUGAUAUUGUUGAUUCACGUUAAUCAUGAAGAGCAGAACAAGAUCAUUGAGGACGACGUCAGUCCUGCAGCUAGCCGCAGCCAGCAAUUGCUAUAUUAAUUAUUAAAUUUCCAGAACAAGAAAAGAAACAGUCUCUUCUUCGAUCGAGUAGUACUCCCCGCUACGAUUUUAACUUGCUUGGGAACUAAAGAGGAAGAAUUGCGAGUUGGGCUGGAUCCUGGAUGUGGGUGGUUUCAUAAUCUACGUAUGUGUCUGCUACUUCUACAAAUUAAUUUACUGGUUACUUCUUACUAGUAAAUUUGUGAAUACGGUAACCAAAGAUCAGUGGUUCGGGUUUCCAUGAAACCAGCCUGUAAUUCUAAAUUUUGUUGAUACUCUCAUGCCAUCUCCUCCUAUUGAUGUAUCAAUAUUCAAUACCACACAUUUCCAUAUAUGUACAGGCUCCAAAGCCUCGUAUUAUAUUUUGAAACUGUAGUUUUUUGUUGCAUUUCAGAUUAAUAAAAAUGUCAUGCAGUUCUUAUU